CUGCCUGUGGUGCUUGAUUCAGUUGCUUGAUCGUCACCAGUAGUAUCGGAUCGUUAGGGAUCAACAAUUGAUUCUAUAACUUAUCACUAACUUAUUGCUUGCUCGCGUCGAUAACGUCGUGUCAUAUACUAUACACGCCUGAUACAGGCUUUUAUUUUCUUGUGAGCGCAUAGAAAGUUACUGAAAUGUGGAAUUCUAGAGGAACAGCGAUUCUGUUCGGUCUGUUAGCCGUUGUCAUUUUAGUGGAAGGAUUUGAAGAUGCCCAGCAGAAAGGAGAUUCCUAUUUGGCAGCUUUCGAGAACUCUCAGCAUAUCAAUGCCAAUAAAGCCAGUGGAGCUGUCAGAGUGCCUAGAGACGAGUACAGCAGUUUGGUGCAGUCUUCUUCAUACGACUACAGCUUAGCUUCGUCCAGCGGCUACGGAGCAUCGGCGGCGGGUGGAUCUUAUGGUGCACCGGCGCCAAAACCGGCCUACGGUGCUCCGAAGCCAGUCUACGGACCCCCGCCACCAAUGUCCAGUGGUUACGGACCACCGGCACCGGUCUAUCAUGGUAAACCAUAUCUGAGUCCGGAGAAUUGGCUUCUCAGCAAGUUGAAAUUAAAAUUCGAUUGGUUCGUGCUGGCUAAAAUUCUAUUGAAAAUUGUUAUCUUCAAGAAAAUAGUUAAAUUCAUCGCCCUCCUUUGCUUGCUGUUUUUCAUCCCCACCCUGAAGCCAAUGAUCACCGAAAGUGGUGGGGACAGCGAAGGGGAUGACAAGCGCCGCAGUUACGAUCUAUCCUAUAAUUAUGACAGCCGUUUGAACGAGGUCACACGAUUCGCACUGAAAGCUCUGGAGUCUUUCACGAUCGAUAACGAGUUGUACUGUCCGGAGGAAAAUUUACUCAGCUGUCGAGCUAAACGAAUGUUUGACGUCAUCGAUGAAGAGUAUCCACUCAAAAAAAUUCUCGGAAUGUACGUUCCCCACUCGAGCUCAUUCCGGAAUUUAUUUGGAUCGAGUCAACUGAGCAUUAAUGCCGAACCUGCCACUGUAGAAAGCGACGAUAGCCAUCAUCAAUCCAUCGACAGCAGCAAUGAAGGAGCCGAACAGGAAGACUGAACGAGAAGCACUUUCGAUUAGCUAUUCAAACUGCGAACCGGACGCGAUUUUGUUGGUACCUACCAUUGAAAAUGGCACAAGUAAAAUCGGAUUUUCACGAUACCCCUCAGUUGUGGACGGAAUACUGAUGACUCGUGAAAUUGUUUUGACUGUGAAUGUAUUAAUUUAUUUAUUUAUUGCUUAAAACUUAGGACGAAAGAAAGUAACACCAAUUACAA
Uranotaenia lowii is the source of this 1312-nucleotide messenger RNA. RefSeq lists its product as uncharacterized. Bases 186 to 1094 code for a protein of 302 amino acids. NCBI's taxonomy places the organism in Eukaryota, Metazoa, Arthropoda, Insecta, Diptera, Culicidae. The record is from RefSeq and is a predicted model, not a curated record. The transcript is spliced from 4 exons.